AUUCGCAGAGAGAACUCUAUUUGUCAAGGAAUCUCGAAACAACCAGUCAGAAGCCUGCGUUUGUCUACCUAAACAACCAAUCAGAUGACUGCGCUUGUCUAUAAUAAUGUAGUUGAAAGAUGUAUAAAUACGUGUUGAUUUUCAUAAUAAAACGAUCUGUUGCCUGGCCCUUGUCUUCUGUUGUUACAUUUGGUGUCGCUGCCUACCGACAAAUGGAAAGCCUAUGCCCUGCUGUUUUCGAUGGAGAUAUAUGGAUCUUCGGGCAGGACUUCAAGGCUUCUGCGCAGUUGAGUGGCGUUCAAGAUCUGUCAGCGAUGGAGCUGCUACUUGGGACGCUGCUGGGAGGUCGGGUGAAAGCAGCAUAUGAAAGUGUGAGCCGAAGUAUGGACGAAUGUUCGACAGGGUCAGGCAAACAGUUUCCAAAGUGGGAAGGACCAUAUAUGGUCACUUCGAGAUGGGGUUACGCAGACACAGUCGCAAUGGCGAACAAUAAGAGGCGCGUGAACGUCAGCGAGCUCCAGAAACGGAUACAGCGAGACAAGCCAACGAUGACGCCUGCACCAAGUAGAUCAAGCCGACUUCAGUCGCACGUAUUUGACGGGGGGACGAGUGUGGUGAGAGCAGGCUGCUAGCCGAUUGGUUGGCACUAAUCUACGUUAAGGUCUAGGUCACUAAUAUGGGCCGUGAGAAAAUAUGAACAAGGCUGAGUCAACAACCAAUCACAGCAAAGUUAACGUGGCAAAAUAUGAUUCGCAGAUAGAGAACUCUAUUUGUCAAGGAAUCCCGAAACAACCAAUCAGAAGCCUGCGUUUGUCUGCCUAACUUCUGAUAAACAACCGAUCAGAUGACUGCGCUUGUCUAUAAUAAUGUAUGUGAAAUAUGUAUAAAUACGUGUUGAUUUUCAUAAUAAAACGAUCUGUUGCCAGCCCUUGUCUCCUGUUGUUACAUUUGGUGUCGCUGCCUACCGACAAAUGGAAAGCCUAUGCCGCGCUGUUUUUAAUGGAGACAUAUGGAUCUUCGGGCAGGACUUCAAGGCUUCUGCGCAGUUGAGUGGCGUUCAAGAUCUGUCAGCGAUGGAGCUGCUACUUGGGACGCUGCUGGGAGGUCGGGUGAAAGCAGCAUAUGAA
Messenger RNA from Trichobilharzia regenti, 1127 nucleotides. The record is from the annotation of a GenBank genome assembly. NCBI's taxonomy places the organism in Eukaryota, Metazoa, Platyhelminthes, Trematoda, Strigeidida, Schistosomatidae.